This is a messenger RNA of Platichthys flesus (European flounder), 1322 nucleotides long. RefSeq names its product U6 snRNA biogenesis 1 (gene usb1). Lineage: Eukaryota; Metazoa; Chordata; Actinopteri; Pleuronectiformes; Pleuronectidae. The transcript has 8 exons. The record is from RefSeq and is a predicted model, not a curated record. Gene Ontology annotation, cellular component: nucleus. Bases 234 to 1106 code for a protein of 290 amino acids. Gene Ontology annotation, biological process: U6 snRNA 3'-end processing. Gene Ontology annotation, molecular function: 3'-5'-RNA exonuclease activity.
CGCAGCGUCGUUCACUCACAUGAAUAUUUCAUCGGUUGUAUAGAUUCAUUUCUGUCUUUGCAGAAAUCAGAAUUCAGAAACGAUGCGCGGGGAACAACGACGUCUGCGCAGCGGAACGUUUUCCCGUCUCCAAGCAAAGAUCAGUGUUAUCGGGAUAGCUUAGCUUAGCAUGGCUAGCUUAGCCGCUAGCUAACGUAGCCAGUGUAUAGGUUAGCGGGUAGGCGAUAGUGGAAAUGAACAUCCAGGUAGCGGCGACACGUUGGAUGUUGGUGGGGUACAGCAGCAGCUCCGAGGAGGAGAACCAGGAGGAGCACCAGGAGGAGACUGCUCCCAACAAAGAUGCUUCUCCCACGCGUGAGGAGGAAGAGGAGGGAGAGGAUGGCUGCCCGGCGAGGAAGAAACCCAGAGCUGAACCACAGGUCUCCAAAACAAGGCUUCCUGUCCCUGGUUCCCUCAUGUCCAUGUUCCCAGAUGACGAUGAUCCAGAGACGGAGGACAGUUCCCUCCACGGUGGACGGAUCCGCUCGUUCAGACACGAGAGAGGAAACUGGGCCACCUAUGUUUAUUUACCAUACCAUCCUGAGGAGGAGUUUGAGGAGGUGCUGGAGGAGCUGUUCUCCGCUGCGAGCGACGGGGGGGUGGAAUUGACCCAACAGGAGGAGUUCCACCUCAGCCUGUCUCGGACGGUGGUCCUGAGACACCACUGGAUCCAGCCCUUUAUACAGAGCCUCCGGGCAGACCUGGCCCACUGCAAGAAGUUUGUUUGCUCUGCGAGGAAACUGAAGGUCUAUUGUAACGCUGAGAAGACGAGGACGUUCCUGGGGAUAGAAGUGUGUUCUGGUCAAACUCAGCUGUUGGACGUUGUCCGAGUCGUGGACAGAACGAUGACAGAGUUUCGUCUGGACACUUUUUACAAGGAGCCGUCUUUCCAUGUGAGUCUGGCCUGGUGUGUCGGAGACAUGAGGGAGAAGAUGGGCGGAUGUAUUCAGAAGCUGCAGUGCUUGGUUGAUGACCGUGAAGAAGGACCGUUUGACCUGAGGCUGGACGGCGUGGAGCUGCGCUGCAGGACAGGAAACAAAACCUUCCGCUUCCCCCUGGAGCCAUAAGACCAGAGGGGACUGGAACCUCUCAGGUCAAAGGUCACACUGCAAAACCAGGAGAGGGAUCUUACAUCUUCAUUCCAACUGUUACUCACUGUGUUUAGAAAACUCCUUUAAUAACGGCAAAGACAAUCACGGCGAAUUUGCCGGACGAAUAAAUGUUAUUGUAAUUUUCUGCAUUAUUUUUAGCACUGACUGUAAAUAAAGUUUCUAUAUAUAGUG